GCUCAGCUGUCAACACACACGUUCAUGUGAAAAGAGGAAGAAAGGAUAAAAACAGGGAGCGGGAGAGGACGGCAGACAAAGCCCACAGACCUGAAGGUGUGACCAGCCAGUUUAUGCUGCACGCCCGGUUCCCUAACAGUCCGGGGCAAUGGGUUCGUCCGCAGACGAGGAAUUUAAAGAGAAACUGCUGUGGAACGUGAAGCGGGAGGUGAAGCAGAUUAUGGAGGAAGCUGUCACCAAGAAAUUUGUGCACGAAGACAGCAGUCAUGUCAUCGCUCUGUGCAGUUCCAUUGAGGCUUGCCUGGGACACAAGCUGAAGCGCAGGGCUGCAGGCUUCCUCCGCAGUGAUAAGAUUGCGGCCCUCUUCACCAAGAUUGGCAAGGUGAACGCCACGGCAGGAGAGGUGUGCCGCAAAGUCCAGGAGCAGUUACAGCAGCAGGCUGAGAUCACCAGGAGGACUCAGAGCACAGGAGCAGAGCCCCUCCGUCGGCAGGGAUCCUCUGCAGGUCGAGGGCCACAGCCACUUUCCGCCCAGGCCAUCAAGCACAUCUGGGUCCGCACAGCCCUUUUUGAGAAGGUCCUGGACAAAAUUGUGCAGUAUAUUGUGGACAACUCAAGCAAGUAUUAUGAGAGGGAAGCCCUGAUGCAUGACUCAGUGUUCGGCCCAAUCCUAGCUGCACUGCUGGUCGGGCCCUGUGCUCUAGAGUACACCAAGUUGAAGACGUCUGACCACUUCUGGACAGACCCCUCGGCCAACGAGCUGGUUCAGAGGCACCGUAUUCAUGGAGCUCACCGUGGCCAGGAGGCUUCUCCCAGUCGGAGGCCUGCUCUGGGGAUCCGGAAGAGGCAGUCCAGUGGAAGCAUGUCUGAGGAUAAGUUUGCUGCUUCGGCGAGGGAAUACGUGGAGUCUCUUCAUCAGAACUCGCGUGUCCAUCUGCUUUACGGAAAGAACAAUGUGCUUGUACAACCGAAGAAGGACAUGGAGGUGUUGAGGGGCUACCUGUCCCUGCAUCAGACAGCUGAGAACCUCACACUGAAAUGGACACCCAACCAGCUGAUCAACGGCACCCUGGGGGACUGUGACCUGGAGAAAAGUAUUUAUUGGGACUACGCGUUGACUGUGCCUUUAAGACAGAUCGUCUGCAUCCACUGUCACCAGCGGCCGGACUGUGGUGGUACUCUAGUGUUGGUGAGUCAGGAUGGCAUCCAACGGCCGCCCCUGCACUUCCCUCCAGGGGGCCACCUGCUGGCCUUCUUGUCCUGUUUGGAGACAGGGCUGUUGCCCCGGGGGCAACUGGAGCCCCCACUCUGGUCCCAGAAAGGCAAGGGUAAAGUCUUCCCUAAGCUGAGGAAGAGGAACAGCACAGCCCGCUUGGUGGAUCAGGAUGGUGAAGGGGAGGAGCCUGUUGCUGCAGACUACGUUUUCCGCAUUGUUUACCCAGGGCACCGCCACGACUCCAUUACUAUAAACUACCACCACACUACGGGCAGUCGUGCGCCCUCUCUGGACGACGAUGAGGAGGAGGAAGAUAGACUUCACGCAAUGAUCUCAAUGAUCUGCUCACGGAACCUCACAGACCCUAAUGUCAUGAAAGACCACGGGGACAUGAUGGAGAUGCAGGCUUUCGGAGGCAGUCCGUCGUCAUGGCAGCAGGCCGAGUGCACCAGUCACGUGUCCUCGUGCCUCUCCUGCUCCACUGGGGGCAGCAACAACGCCUCUGUGGAGCUUCCUCCAGGCUGCACCUGCAUGCACGACCGAAUUCCCCUGAAAAUGCUGUGCCAUAAUAUGAAGAGGCAGAUAGUCUCCAGAGCCUUCUAUGGGUGGCUGGCUUACUGUCGGCAUCUGUCCACCGUGAGAACACAUCUGUCAGCGCUGGUCAACCACAACAUCGUCCCGCCAGACAAACCGUGCGAAGCCUCUGGAGGACUCAGCAAAGACGUCUGGAGCAAGUACCAAAAAGACUGCAAGAACUAUAAGGAGCUGGAGCUGCUGCGACUGGUUUAUUAUGGCGGGGUGGAGCAUGAAAUCAGGAAGGAGGUGUGGCCCUUUUUACUGGGUCAUUAUAAGUUCGGCAUGGGCAAAAAAGACAUGGAACAGAUUGACGAGAAGAUCGCAGCCCGAUACAAACAAGUGAUGCGGGAAUGGAAGGCCUGCGAGGUCAUCGUUAAACAGCGGGAGAAGGAGAUGCAAUCAGCUAUUUUCGCCAAGCUGUCAUCGGGGAGCAGCAUCGACAGUCACGUGAUGAGGCUCAUCCACCGAGACUCCACCCUCAGCAAUGAGGUGUUCAUGUCAGUGGAUGAGCCUGAUGGGGCAGGACAAGACAUCCCCCACGGCAGAGAUAAUAACCCUACUAUAAGCACAGUGGUCAAUCCAGCAGCUCUGGCCCCAGACGAUCGACCUCUUGUUGAGUUUGACUCUCCAGACUCGGGCCUCCCCUCCUCCAGGAAUUACUCUGUAGCUUCGGGACACUCUCAGAUCCUGUCCAGUAUUGAAGAUGGGCAGAGCAUGGAGGAGGAGCCAGAUGAUGUGACACCCAGGGGAGAGCAGAGCGGGCGGGAAUCGCUGAGCGAGGACAGGCUGUGCAGUCAGCUAGACCAGCUGGUGACCGACAGCCAGGGCAUUACGCCGUCCUUCUCCUCAUACACGAUCGAGCUGCUGGAUACAGUGGCUCUAAACUUGCACAGAAUAGACAAAGAUGUUGCACGCUGCGACCGCAACUACUACUACUUCACCACCUGCAACCUGGAGAAACUGCGUAACAUCAUGUGCAGUUAUGUGUGGGAGCACCUAGAAGUGGGAUAUGUGCAGGGAAUGUGUGACCUUCUAGCCCCUCUGAUGGUCAUCUUGGAUGAUGAGUGCCUCGCCUACAGCUGUUUCACCCAGUUAAUGAGAAGGAUGAGUCAGAACUUCCCCAAUGGAGGAGCCAUGGACACUCACUUUGCCAAUAUGAGGUCCUUGAUACAGAUCCUUGACUCAGAGCUGUUUGAGCUGAUGCACCAGAACGGAGAUUACACACACUUCUACUUCUGCUACCGCUGGUUCCUGCUGGACUUCAAGAGAGAGCUGCUCUAUGAAGACGUGUUUGCAGUUUGGGAAGUGAUCUGGGUGGCGCCCCAUAUCUCCUCCCAGCACUUUGUGCUCUUCAUUGCGCUGGCUCUGGUGGAGGUGUACCGGGAAAUCAUUCGUGACAAUAACAUGGACUUUACGGACAUCAUCAAGUUUUUCAACGAAAUGGCUGAGCGCCAUGAUGUCCAGCACAUCCUGAGGAUAGCACGUGAACUGGUGCACAAGGUGCAGACGCUCAUAGAGAACAAGUGAGCUUAGCAUGGGAGAGCUAAAACAAACUGAAGCAUAUCCCAGCUCAGAGCUCCAGCACCCGAAUCCUCAUCAAACCCCUCUUCUCUCCUGAGUCCAGGGAAAGGGACAGAGAGCACACUCAUCCACUCUCUCUUUCUCUCUGACUCUGCUGGGGUACAGCGAUGAGACUGCCCGGGACCUGCUGCUGGCCUUAGAGCCCUGGACACUGGGUCCUCUUUUGGUAUCCUUUGCCUGUCACAGAAUGCCAUUGUGUCAGACCUUUGGAGUUGUCUGCAUGCUUGUGGGAUUUGAGCACACUGUGACUGUGACUGAGGUUUCUUUUUCUCCAAGUGUUCAGCUGUACGCUCCUCCAGUCCACACCGCCUCCGUCAGGUCAACUUUCCACAAAACCACUCGGGCCUUCUGUGUGGGCACGGCGUGGUCAGCUUUUACAGUUUACAGACUGUUUCGAUAGUUUUUUUUUGUUUUUUUGUUUUUCCCCACCAAACUUACAGAAAGUAUUCCGCACUUACCACUGACUCUCAGGAGGACUGUUUCCCGUCUGCCUUUUAUUAGAGAUGGCACUGAACAGUAUGGCUGAGCACAUUAUCUGAAUAAAUCCUGCAGGCCACAGCCACAGAGCCUGACUUGAAUGGCACCUUUCAAAAAGGAAAGGUAAAAAAAAAAUAAAAAAAUCCACUAAAGAAUUCACUAAAGCCACGAAGACGAGUUAUUAACGCAUCCAUCUGUGACCAAAAGGACUGUGCCAAUGAUUUCAAAGACCUUGUCAUAGUAUUUAUAUAUCAUGUCCUUGUGUUUCAUUCGUAUGACUCUAGCUGGCCCUGUUUUUUCCUUCCAGACCUUCUUCUGGAACUCUUCUUCUGAUGGUUGAUGGAGAAACGAAAAGAAAAGAAAAAAGAAAUCUGAUGUUGCCUUCGUUCCUCGUUUUACAACCUGUAUCGCCACUUUUUGCACUUUGAAACUGUCCCUUGGCAGACGCCAGUGAUGCUCCUUCGCCGGCCCAAAGCAGGAGGAGGGGAAGGGGCGGAGGCAGGAUUCCCAGAACCCUCUCCUGCUCUUGUCAGGCCUUCAGAGAACCCAGUUGCUCUGAAAAGAGGUUAGCUUGGGGGUGAGCUGCUUCCAUGUGAUGGCUUUAGAGCCAUGCGCAGAGUGCAAUGUGACGAGACCAGUGCCUCUCAGUGUGCCACAUCAGGGAUGGUGGACAGCUUCUUUACAUACAUACACACACACACACACACACACACACACACUCAGAUUAUUCUACUAUUUGGAGUUUGUUCACUAGGAACUUCUAGUGGAUGCAGUUUUAGCUGUAGGCUGAGCUUAAAUACAGUCUCGGCCUGAAGAUCAGCACAGAUGUUCCAUGUUCCAUUUCCUAGAUUAUCUCUUAAUAUCUUAACCUGAAGAAGGGGUGGGCAAUGACGCAGGACUAAAGUAUAACAAUACUUGAAGACAUGUAAACAAUACACAUCACAGUAUUUCUGUUUUUCUAAAGUUUGAAGAAUUGAAACAAACACAAUGUACCAGUAGUGCCAUAUUUAAAGCAUAACACAUCACAUUACACAUUCCAUAAAGUAGGGCUGUAAUGCUCUCAUGGGCUGGCAUCAUUGGUAAACAAAGUCUUUGGGUGCCCUGGUUAGACCUUUCUAAUGAAACACAGUGUUGGUCAGUGAUGCAGAAGUGCCGAAAAUAUGUACAAUAUGUUCAGAAUAGUUUAUAACAUGUAGAAGUGAGUAAAACAGUCACAUCAUCAAAUUGCCCACCCAAACCCCUAAAUCACUGUAUAUGUCCUCUCCAGUACACAUACACUGUUAAAAUUACAGGUGCUGAAAGGGUUCUGUAUCACAUAGCAAUUCUAUGAAACAAGUGACUGAGCCAUGACUUUAUACAGCGCUGGAAAAAAAUAAGAGAUCACUUAAAAUUGAAAACCUCUGGAAUAUGAUCAAGAGGAAGAUGGAUGAUCACAAGCCAUCAAACCAAACUGAACUGCUUAAAGUUUUGCACCAGGAGUGGCAUGAGCAGUGAGUGUGUAAGACUGGUGGAGGAAAACAUGCCAAGAUGCAUGAAAAACUGUGAUUAAAAAACAGGGUUAUUCCACCAAAUGUUGAUUUCUGAACUCCUAAAACUUUAUGAAUAUGAACUUGGUUCUUUGCAUUAUUUGAGGUCUGAAAACUAUUUUCUAACAAAAUAUUUUGUUUGAAAUUUGAGAGAAAUGUUGUCUGUAGUUUAUAGAGUAAAACAACACUUUACUCAAGCUUAUACCUAUAAAUAGUAAAAUCAAGAAAAACUGAUUUAGGAACUGAAGCGGUCUCUUAAUUUUUUUUCAGAGCUGUAUAUUGCAUCAGGUUCUUAGACCAUUCAGCAAUUACAUUAACACCGCCUCUUUUUUCUACACUUAUUGUCCAUUGUCCAGCUACACUGACCAUAUAGGAGCACUUUGGCACUGUAGUCCUUCCCUGCAUACUUUAUUAUCCUUCUUUUAUAAACACUGUGUCCACUCACUGUCCACUCUAUUAAACACUCCUACGUACUUGGUUCGAGACAAAAGCUCUGAAUCUGUUGCAGCACAGUUUGUGUUGCUCAUCUUCUAGUCCUUUAUCAAUGGUUACAGGAUGCUGUUGGCUGGAUAUUUAUGGUUAGCAGUCAUUUAUUUGUCCAGCAGUGACACUGAGGAGUUUAAAAACUCCAACAGCACUGCUGUGUCUGAUCCACUCACACCAGCGCAAAACACACUAACACCCCACAACCAUAUCAAUUUCACUGCAGUUCUGAGUGACACGCCACUUAAAUAAUGACUCUUUGGUGGUUCUGUAGGAUAAUAAUUAGCUGUAGAACUACAAAGCGCUCUUAUAUGGUCAGUGUUAUAAAAGUAAUACCUUUAAGGCCCUCUUGCCUUACACCUUUCGAGAACCACUUUUAAUGCAGAACCCCUUCUGCCACCUUCAUUUUUAAGAGAGUAUUGCUCUUGGUGCUUAUGUCUAGAAAGACCUUAAAGUGUCACACUCAUCCCCCCUUAACGUCUUCCCCUAUACUGACCUACUGCUGCCUAAUCCCUCUACACACACCCAUAAUUCCUAAUGUAAAGCUUCUGUAUCAGUUGGCAGGUAGCAUCUGGGAACUCCCUGUUGACCCUCUAUAGUUACUGUGCCUCAAACCCUGCUGUCGUCUUCGGUUCAGCCUAUGAGAAUGCGUGAAGGGAUGUCGAUGCCCUGCGAAAGAUUACUUCCAACAGGAGCUUGUGUACCAAAGCCUCUAGAACAUCAUCCUUGGUGUCAUGCAGUUGUGUAAUCUCAAAAACAUAACUCAAAGACUGUUGAUUAGAUGCGUGAAAGGGAAAGCAUUUUCUUAAUUUCUACUGUGAAAAAAAACCCACUUCAUUUCUGAUCCUUUACUCCCAUGUGUGCUACUGAAGUGUACAUACUAAAAAAAGAAGAAGCCUUGGAGUUCGGUGAGGCCAGUACAGACAGAUGUAUUUUAAACUCUAUUUUUCACUUUGGUUGUAGAGACAUGCAUUUGGAAGAACCCCCCUGACUAACUGGAGAACUGUACAAUUUGAAUGUGGGGAAACCUUUGUUACAUGUUGACUGUUAUGUUCCUUAUUUAUUGUUGUGCCCUGGAUUCUGCUCAUUUGGAAAUAUAUAAAUAUAUUUUGUUUGGACGCCAAUCUCUGAAUGAUGAAGUAUGUAAUGUAAUGGAUGUAUCAUUUACCUUGAAUGUAUGUAUUAUGAAAAGAAAAAAGAACCUUGUUCCUACCAUAUUUUCCACAUGA
Molecule: messenger RNA, 7088 nt
Organism: Astyanax mexicanus (Mexican tetra)
Lineage: Eukaryota; Metazoa; Chordata; Actinopteri; Characiformes; Acestrorhamphidae
Gene: sgsm2
Product: small G protein signaling modulator 2
Exons: 24
Coding region: 149-3319 (1056 amino acids)
Molecular function (GO): GTPase activator activity
Source: RefSeq, a predicted model, not a curated record